Molecule: messenger RNA, 1470 nt
Organism: Gigantopelta aegis
Lineage: Eukaryota; Metazoa; Mollusca; Gastropoda; Neomphalida; Peltospiridae
Product: glycine-rich cell wall structural protein-like
Exons: 1
Coding region: 1-1470 (489 amino acids)
Source: RefSeq, a predicted model, not a curated record
AUGGGAAUAGCGGGCAGAAAUGGUGGUGGCGUUGGACGUGGAAGCAGGUUAGGCCUGGGCCCUGGAUAUUUCUCCAAUCGUUUUGGUGUAGGACCAGGAAAUGGACUUCGAGGAGCAAAUGGUGGUCGUAGUGGGUCUGGAAUAGGUGUCGGAGUAGGGAUAGGUAUAUCUACAGCUGGAAAUCGUGGUUUCCGUACAACUGGAUAUCCAUUUAGGGGGGUUUCUGGAGCUGGCAGGUUUGGACUUGGAUCCGGUAUAGGAGUGGGAAUUGCUCAGCGAAAUAUUAGAGGUCCCAUACUUCUUCCGUCUGGUGGUUUUGGUUCUGCCGGUGCUAAUUCCAGACUAAGAACAAGUGCUAGAGGUUUAGGAAUUGGUACUGGUUUAGGAGUUGGAUCUGGAAUUAACAUUGGAGCAGAGCGAGGGCGAGUCAUCACACCACCAGGUGUUAUGACCAAUUUUGGGGAACCUAUUUCUGGUACUGGUUCUAGAUCAGGGAAUGGUUUAGCCACAGGGUUUAGGGAUAGAGGGUUUGCAAAUGGUGGACAGAUUAGAGGUGUGGGACACGCAGGUAAUGGACUUCAAAUAACUAGGGGUACCAGAUCGGGAGUAGGUAUUGGCGUAGGUGUAGGUGUUGGAAUUGGUGUGGGUGGAGGGUCAAGCGUUAGAAGGUCAGGUGUUCAGGUUCCAGGGCUAAUUGCUGACACUGGGUUUGGGAUACCCACGUAUGGUACAGGUAUUAAUGGAAUUAGUGGUGUGGGGUUGGGGGUAGGUGCCGGUGGUUCAAAUGUUGGUGUUGAAAGUGGCAUUGGUGGACUACACACUAAUGGUCAGAUGAUCGGUGGUGCUGGUGGUGGUAGUUUUGGUAUGGGCGUUGGUUUAGGAGUAGAAAUUGGGGGUACAGUUGACGUCUCUGGGAAAGAAACAACAGCUGGUAAUAUACUGUCUAUGGGUGGAUCAAAUAACAUCAUAGAAGUUAUUGGCCCAUUUUUUGGAUCGUCUGGGAUUGGCACAGGGUCAAAGCUAAUUCAAGGUUUUGAUAUAUCAAUGCUAGAGGUACAGGGGGUUGGCGCUGGUCCAUAUUCAAACACUGGCAUGGUGAACGGAGGAGGCAAUGGGAUGGGUAUUGUGAUGGGUUCCACCAGUCAAGGUGGUAAUGCACUUGGCAUUCCAUCAGGAAUCGGACUCGGUUCACAAUCUUCAGGUAUGGGGACUGGAGGAAACGGGCAUGCAUCUGGAACAUCAAUAGGAGGUAAUGGAGGUGGAAGUGCAGGCGGUGGUGUAUUCGGGUAUCUUGGUGGCGGUGGAGGAGGAGGAGGCUCCGGUUUCGUGGGAGAUUUUGCCUCCAGUCUUGGACGAGAUGUUCAUCAUCCUAGAGGAUACAACGUUACUAAUAACAUAAUAAUAGGUCCCGACGCAGAGGUCUCGGAAAAUUCGUUAUUUGGAAACUCUGGACACGGCACAAUUGUAUAG